Helianthus annuus (common sunflower) is the source of this 1030-nucleotide messenger RNA. Its product is annotated as tetraspanin-19. The transcript has 6 exons. Lineage: Eukaryota; Viridiplantae; Streptophyta; Magnoliopsida; Asterales; Asteraceae. The record is from RefSeq and is a predicted model, not a curated record. Bases 187 to 771 code for a protein of 194 amino acids. Gene Ontology annotation, cellular component: membrane.
AAAUUCAACCUACAACUCAUUAAUAAUUUAUCCACUUCAACUUCACAUCAAUCACCCCCAAAAUCCUAACCCUAAUCACAAUUCUAGGGUUCAGGAUUCAAAUUGCUCUUCCUAAUCAUCAUACAACACUCAAAUCGCAAGUUUCUCCUCUUCCCAGACUUGAUCAUCGAUCAAGUUCAUAAAAAAAUGUCUCGGAUGCUGAGGAGUUGCAUUCAAUCGCUGCUAAAACUGGUUAAUUCUUUUCUCGCGAUGUUCGGAAUCGCAAUGAUCCUGUAUGCAAUUUGGAUGAUCAGAGCAUGGAACCGUGAAAUGGAGGAUUCUGACUACCCUGCUCCUUGGUUUAUAUACACAAUGCUAGGGCUUGGUGUAACCUUGUGUGUGAUCACAUGUUCAGGUCAUAUUGCAGCAGAGACAGCUAAUGGUUGCUGCCUCUAUUGUUACUUGGUGUUUGUUGUUUUUCUCUUAAUGCUGGAAGGUGCAGUUACAAUGGAUGUGUUUCUGAACCGCAACUGGGAAGAGGACUUCCCAAAAGACCCAAGUGGAAACUUUAAUGAGUUCAAGAAUUUUAUUAAGGAGAAUUUUGACAUGUGCAAAUGGGUUGGCUUGUCCAUUGUUUCUAUUCAGGGGUUGUGUACGGUUUUGGCACUUAUUCUCAAAGGCCUAGGGCCACAUCAACAAAGACAUUAUGACAGCGAUGACGAUUAUACCCUUGAAGAAGUCCCAUUGUUGAGGAAUUACGUUGUUGGCGCUCCUGUUUAUGGAACCAGAUAAUUCUCAGGGAAAUGUGAAGAUAAGAUUACAUGGGACGUUCGGUGCCAAGACAAUUGUCGGUUUGUGAUCUAUGGCAACACACCCAAACAAACCAAAACAUGGAAAGACGUUUGGUUCUUUAGUAUGAUUAAUUUAUUUAAACAUGUUUGCUGUAAAUGCUGUUAAAUAUCCAGGUAUCUUGUGGCUCUUUUACUAGAAUGCACAUAUGAACUAUGUUAUCCUCUGCCUUCUUGACAUGCUACAAGUAAUUUUCCAUUCA